CGGGGCCUCCGCCGGUACAGCGUCACCGAGCUCACCAGCUCGUCGCCGGUGCCGCUGUCAUGCUGCUGCUGGUUCACAUAAGGGGCCAUUUGCAGCUCACCCGGUCUCCGGAUCCCGUCUGCGGCCAUACUCGCCUCUUUCUCGGCGUCGUUCACGCAACGUUGCUCUCUCCUCCGGGCCCCUCUCUCCUCCACCGCUUCUCCGUCGUGCCGUAACCGAUCGUAACGGGUGUGUACGGUGGAUUCACCGCACCGAUCAUGGCUCCACAUGCUCGAACUGUUCCUGUGACCAUUGACUGAAUGUUGCGCUGUAACCUUCAUUGAUCAGACUCCUCGUUUGAGACGAGAUCAACAUGCAGGCUGCUAUGGAAAUCACGGCAAAGUAUUGCCACAAGGAAAUGGAGGAAUAUGGGUCAUGUGUGGCCUCCAACCCAUCAACAUGGCAGCAAAGCUGUCAUGAGCUGAAGAUGAAGGUCGCACAGUGCACAUCAUCCCACCCGGUGAUCCAGAAGAUCAGACAAGACUGUUCUCAGCAGUUUGUGGAAUUCGAGCGCUGCCUGAGAGAAAACCAGAACCAACCUACCUCCUGCUCAGCACACGUGGCUCGCUUUCUGGGCUGUGCAGAGACGGUGGAUCUCAGUGGAGUGGCUUCAAAUCCUCCAGCUCAGCCAUCAUAGCACUGAGACGCCAGCAUUCGUUCACCUUCAGAUCACACCUGUCACCACAGCAACACAGAAGGUGUGGCCUCACACGUCCACAGGUCCAGCAACUGUAUGUGCAGUGACAGUUUGGACAUCUGUUUUCCUCUGUGUGCAUUGUCCUCAACAAUAACAAAUAGAGGAUCGCUAAAGCACUGUGACUUAUAGAUGGGUAUGGGAGAAUAUUUAAGUGCUGUGUCCCUUUAUCAUGUGAAUGUUAAUGUGAUAAUAACAUUUAUACUUGUGUGUAAGUGAGGACGUCUGGUUUGAACCAGAUUUUUUGACCAAUUUCAUUAAAAAUCAGACUUGGAGUUCUCAUCUGGUGUGGUCAUCCUCCAUUGUUUCCUGUUGCUUAUGUCUGUCCUUCUCACCCUCCCCAGGUCUGAGUCAAAGUCAAAUAUUAAACUGGAAUGUUUCACUCCCCCACAAA
This is a messenger RNA of Paralichthys olivaceus (Japanese flounder), 1127 nucleotides long. The record is from RefSeq and is a predicted model, not a curated record. NCBI's taxonomy places the organism in Eukaryota, Metazoa, Chordata, Actinopteri, Pleuronectiformes, Paralichthyidae.